AUGAAGCUGGCAGUCGUGGUUCUUGUGUAUGGGCUGAUUGUUAGUCAAGAUGUAGGAUGUUUAGGAGCAUCUCUGUCAGGAUUUUUACCUAAGCAGGAAACGGGUUCUGUCCUUUCCAGAAGAAGAGCAGUGGAAGACUUUCUGGAGGAUCCCGAGCUGUGUUUCUCCCUGAGAGAAAACGACACCCAGCAGUAUCUCCUGUGCAACGAGCGCAGAAACAAAUUCAACAUCAACCCGUUCGGCCUUCGCUUCGGGAAGCGCUACAACCGCGGUUACAGCUACAGCAGAGCCCGAACAAGUGGCUUUUCGCGGCAACUGGAUGUCCUGACCUGA
This is a messenger RNA of Nerophis lumbriciformis (worm pipefish), 333 nucleotides long. The record is from RefSeq and is a predicted model, not a curated record. NCBI's taxonomy places the organism in Eukaryota, Metazoa, Chordata, Actinopteri, Syngnathiformes, Syngnathidae.